GGCACUUGUCUCCUCAGUGGAUGCUUCUCGGCCCCGCCGCCACCGCGCGCCGCGGCACGGGGAGACCGGGGUCAAGAAAGUGGAGCAUGGCUAUGAGCAAUGGCAACAAUGAUUUUGUGGUUCUGAGCAAUGGCAGCAUUGCAACCAGUGCUACCAACCCUAGUCCCCUCACCCCCUGUGAUGGAGACCUUGCAGUCCAGCAGCUCACACCCAAAGAAGCACCAAGAACAAAAGUGAGUCCAAACGGAUGCCUGCAAGUUAAUGGCACAGUUAAAUCAUCCUUUCUGCCUUUAGACAACCAAAGAACGCCUCAGAUGUUAUCCCAAUGCUGCCAUCCUUGCCUGUACCAUCACCCUUUGACUAGCCAUAACGGUCACCAAGAGUGCCAUCCUGAGGCUGGCUCCACAGCACCUUCUGCUUUGGCCUCGUGUUGCAUGCAGCCACACUCAGAGUAUUCUGCAUCUCUUUGUCCAAACCAUUCACCUGUGUAUCAGACUACGUGCUGUCUUCAGCCCUCUCCAUCCUUCUGCCUGCAUCAUCCAUGGCCUGACCAUUUUCAGCAUCAGCCUGUGCAACAGCACAUAGCCAACAGAAGACCAUCCAGACCUUUCAAGUUACCAAAAAGUUAUGCGGCCCUGAUAGCCGACUGGCCCGUGGUGGUCUUGGGCAUGUGCACUGUGUUCAUCGGGGUCUGUGCCUUGGUUGGAGUCAUCGUGCCAGAGCUCCCUGACUUCUCUGAUCCAUUGCUGGGUUUUGAACCACGAGGGACUGCAAUAGGCCAGAGACUGGUCACUUGGAAUAACAUGGUGAAAAAUACAGGCUACAAAGCAACAUUAGCAAAUUAUCCCUUUAAAUAUGCAGAUGAACAAGCCAAAAGCCAUCGGGAUGAUAGAUGGUCAGAUGAUCAUUAUGAAAGAGAGAAAAGAGAAGUUGACUGGAACUUCCACAAGGACAGCUUUUUCUGUGAUGUUCCAAGUGACCGAUAUUCCAGAGUAGUGUUUACUUCAGCUGGAGGGGAGACAUUAUGGAAUUUACCUGCAAUUAAAUCGAUGUGCAAUGUAGAUAAUUCAAGGAUCAGGUCUCACCCCCAGUUUGGAGAUCUCUGCCAGAGGACCACUGCUGCCUCCUGCUGCCCCAGCUGGACGCUGGGGAACUACAUCGCCAUUCUGAACAACAGAUCAUCCUGUCAGAAAAUCGUCGAGCGAGAUGUUUCUCAUACCUUGAAGCUGCUUCGGACCUGCGCCAAACACUACCAAAAUGGCACUCUGGAGCCAGACUGCUGGGACAUGGCGGCCAGAAGAAAGGAUCAGCUCAAGUGCACCAACGUGCCACGAAAGUGUACCAAGUACAAUGCCGUGUACCAGAUCCUCCAUUACCUGGUGGACAAAGACUUUAUGACCCCAAAGACAGCUGACUACGCCAUGCCAGCAUUAAAGUACAGCAUGCUCUUCUCUCCCACCGAGAAAGGGGAGAGCAUGAUGAACAUUUACCUGGACAACUUCGAAAACUGGAACUCUUCUGAUGGCAUCACCACCAUCACCGGGAUCGAGUUUGGGAUCAAACACAGUUUGUUUCAGGAUUACCUUCUGAUGGAUACCGUGUAUCCUGUCAUAGCCAUUGCCAUCGUCCUUCUAGUCAUGUGUGUCUACACCAAGUCCAUGUUCAUCACUCUGAUGACAAUGUUUGCAAUCAUCAGUUCCUUGAUUGUUUCCUAUUUUCUCUACCGCGUAGUAUUUAACUUUGAAUUCUUUCCGUUUAUGAACCUCACCGCACUCAUUAUUUUGGUUGGAAUCGGAGCAGACGAUGCUUUUGUCUUGUGUGAUGUUUGGAACUACACCAAAUUUGACAAGCCCCAUGCAGAAACUUCGGAAACUGUGAGCAUCACCUUGCAACAUGCUGCCCUCUCCAUGUUUGUCACCAGUUUUACCACGGCCGCUGCCUUUUAUGCCAACUAUGUUAGCAACAUUACAGCCAUCAGGUGCUUCGGGGUUUAUGCGGGGACGGCUAUUUUGGUGAAUUAUGUUUUGAUGGUCACGUGGCUUCCAGCCGUAGUUGUGCUGCAUGAGCGAUACCUUCUCAACAUAUUCACUUGCUUCAAAAAGCCCCAGCAGCAAAUAUACGAUAACAAAAGCUGCUGGACGGUAGCUUGCCAGAAGUGCCACAAAGUACUUUUUGCCGUCUCAGAAGCAUCUCGCAUUUUUUUUGAAAAAGUAUUGCCAUGCAUCGUCAUUAAGUUUCGCUACCUUUGGCUGUUCUGGUUCCUUGCCUUAACUGUAGGGGGGGCCUACAUCGUGUGCAUCAAUCCAAAGAUGAAACUACCCUCGUUGGAGUUAUCUGAGUUCCAGGUCUUCAGGUCCUCUCACCCUUUUGAACGUUACGACGCUGAGUACAAAAAGCUCUUCAUGUUUGAGCGUGUCCACCACGGAGAGGAGCUCCACAUGCCCAUAACCAUUAUCUGGGGCGUGUCCCCCGAAGACAACGGCAAUCCACUCAAUCCCAAGAGUAAAGGGAAGUUGGCCUUAGAUAGCAGUUUUAACAUUGCUAGCCCGGCCUCCCAGGUCUGGAUUUUGCACUUCUGUCAAAAGCUGAGAAAUCAAACGUUCUUUUACCAGACUGAUGACCAGGACUUCACCAGCUGCUUCAUCGAGACAUUCAAGCAGUGGAUGGAAAACCAGGACUGCGACGAGCCUGCCCUGUACCCGUGCUGCAGCCACUGGAGCUUCCCCUAUAAGCAAGAGGUUUUCGAGCUGUGUAUCAAGAGAGCCAUCAUGGAGCUGGAGAGGAGUACGGGGUACCAUUUGGAUAGCAAGACCCCGGGGCCCAGGUUUGAUAUCAAUGAUACUAUCAGGGCGGUGGUGCUGGAGUUCCAGAGUACCUACCUCUUCACAUUGGCUUAUGAAAAGAUGCACCAGUUUUAUAAGGAGGUGGACUUGUGGAUUGCCAGUGAGCUCAGUUCUGCCCCUGAGGGCCUCAGCAAUGGCUGGUUUGUCAGCAAUCUGGAAUUCUAUGACCUCCAGGAUAGCCUCUCCGAUGGCACCCUCAUUGCCAUGGGGCUCUCCGUUGCUGUUGCAUUUAGCGUCAUGCUGCUUACCACUUGGAACAUCGUCAUAAGCCUUUACGCCAUCAUUUCAAUCGCUGGGACCAUAUUUGUCACUGUCGGUUCUCUUGUCCUGCUGGGCUGGGAGCUCAACGUUUUGGAGUCUGUCACCAUUUCAGUCGCGGUUGGCCUGUCUGUAGACUUCGCUGUCCAUUAUGGGGUUGCUUACCGCUUGGCCCCGGAUGCCGACCGGGAAGGGAAGGUGAUCUUCUCUCUGAGUCGCAUGGGCUCUGCCAUUGCCAUGGCCGCGCUGACCACCUUCGUGGCCGGGGCCAUGAUGAUGCCCUCCACGGUUCUGGCUUACACCCAGCUGGGCACCUUCAUGAUGCUCAUCAUGUGCAUCAGCUGGGCUUUUGCCACCUUCUUCUUCCAGUGCAUGUGCCGGUGCCUUGGGCCGCAGGGUACCUGUGGUCAGAUCCCUUUACCCAAAAAACUCCAGUGCAGUGCCUUCUCCCAUGCCUUGUCUACCAGCCCUGGUGACAAGGGACAAAACAAAACACAUACCAUGAAUGCUUAUCAUUUAGAUCCCAGGGGCCAAAAAUCUGAAAUGGAGCAUGAGUUUUAUGAAUUAGAACCUCUGGCAUCCCACAGCUGUACUGGCUCUGAGAAGCCCUCUUAUGAAGAGACCCACAUCUGCUCUGAAUUUUUCAACAGCCAGGCAAAGAAUGUAGGGAUGCCCAUGCAUGCAGCUUACAACAGUGAACUCAGCAAAAGCACCAAAAAUGAAGCUAGCUCUGCCUUGUUACAGCCCUCUCUCGAACAGCACCCCAUGUGUCACUUCUUCACUCUGAAUCAGAGGUGUAGCUGCCCCAAUGCCUACAAACAUUUGAAAUAUGGCCCCCACGCUUGCCAACAGAUGGGUGACUGCUUGUGCCACCAGUGUGCUCCUACUGCGAGCGGCUUUGUGCACAUCCAAAAUGGCAUGACACCUCUGAAGGCUGCACACCAAGCCCCCGAGGGCUUCGUGCAUGCCAUCCCACACAUCCACCACUGUCCCUGCCUCCAGAGCAGAGGGAAACCACCUGGAAUGCAGAAUUCUCUACCCAGGAGUUUUUUCCUCCACCCAGUGCAGCACAUCCAGGCCCAAGAAAAAAUUGGUAAGACCAGCGUACACAGUCUUCAGAGCAUAGAGGAGCAUCUUCCAGAGAUGGCAGAGCCAUCACCGUUCGUCUGCAAAAGCACCGGAUCUUUACAAAAAGCGUGUCGCGAUCCUGAGAAUAACCAAAGGGGCCUCUGUAAAAACAGAGACAUCGGGAAUCUUGAGGGCAGUGGAGGGGCCGAAAACCAGGACUCCAGUUUAGAGAAUGAGACCCACAAGGCAGAAAGGAAUGUAGAGCCAAGCCCAUCACAGACUGAUGUCAUUGUGAACUCAGAACAUUUUAAUCAGAACAAACCAAAAUUUAUAUUUAACCAUAGAAUGAAGGAGGCUGGUUAUAGGUCCUGCCCCAACAAUCCACAAAGUUGUGGCAGAAUUGUGAGAGUCAAGUGCAAUUCUGUGGACUGCCAAAUGCCAAACCUUGAAGCCAAUGUGCCUGCUGUAUUAACACACUCGGAACUUUCUGGUGAAAGUUUGUUAAUAAAAACACUUUAAUAAAUAUAGUCUUAAAUUCAAGUGCCUCGAUCAUUCCUUUAAAAUGGAAGUAAAAUCCAGAAGUUUAGAAUGGGAGCCCAAAAAUACAGAAGUAAGAAUGUUUCACUUUGUUAAAAAUCCUGGAAUAUUUUUAUAUUCCACAUGAACAAUCAACAGACUCACAUAUCUAAUGAGUGGUGGCUAAUAUUUGGAUUUUAUAUUUUCAAAAAGUACAGUUGUUUUUUAAAUUUAUAUCCAGCUUGAAAAAUAAUUCUCUCUCUCUCUCCUCUCCCAUAGCAGUUAGUCAGAGAUGUAGAGCUCGAAUUACCUAGAAAUUUCCAUUCUCCCAGGCAAUCAUAUUUACCUGAUAUCCUUAUUCUGGUUCAUUUGGUUGUCGGUAAUCAAGACUUUUGAUUGCUUAACAUAAAUACUGAUUUUAAUAGAGCCGUUUCAGUUGGGAUCCAGGAACUAAACAUUAAAAUUUACAUUUUUGGUGAGGCCUCAUUUAAAAAUUAAUUGCCAUGCGUUUUCAUAGUGCAUUCCACCUGUCUGCGUGAGGACACGUCACAUGAAGCCAGUGACAUUUAUAUCCACAUUGGUGUCUUUUUCCACCUUAGCCAAAGUGGACAGUUGUUCAGUUAUUACAUCUAUUAACCCAGGAGUCAUAGGCAUGAUCUCAUGUCAGGUGACAGUUACGUUAGUGCCACAGGAGGAAGAACAAAAACGAAGAGAUGUGAUCAUCCAAAAUAGACUUCACUUCUUAGGAUAAGUCGCAUGUGGACAAAGAGAGACCCAGGUCAGAUGAAUCCUAACCCCUUGAAGCACUCAGAGUAAGAGAACUUGUUCUAUGAUGUUUUGCUUCCAUCUCUGCCCCUAAGGGACAUGUUCAGAUGGCUGCUUUCUCCUGUGUUAAACAGAGUCUCAAGAUAUGCAAGGAUGAUUUUAUUGUGCAGCUAACACCUGGAAAUGCUAAGCCUUCAGGCAGCUUCUUAAAUGACACUUGUGUAUCUUGUGUUAGAUCAGUCUGCAGUAAUCGAGCUGUUGGAGCAUGCUUGAUGGAUAAUGCUUCAGAUGACACAGCCCUCCUCGCGGGGCAUCAUCUGACACUGUGCAUUCCAGCCCCAUACCGGGAAAAUUCGAUGGCAUUCUGUUUCCUUCUGGGAUUCUGCCUCCGGUUUGGUCCUCUGAAGAAAACUGGUGGGAAUAUUUUUACAUACAGUGUUCUUUCCAAAAGUUCUAUUAGUUAUUUUCUAAAAAUAGUUUUCCAAAUUAAAUUUGCAUAUUAUUCUUGGGCCUGAAAAAGCUGUCAGGAGUUGGAAGGGAUCUUACGGUUCACUGACUCCAACCCACCUCCCCCAAACCACAUUUCUGUUAAGUAGCCUUCCAGCUUUGACUUAAUUACUUCAGUGACAAGGAACUCACUACAUGACUACCUUGGCUGAACCCAAAUCUGGUGUCCUGUAGUUUCUCUACCAAUGGCCCUCAUUCUGUUCUCUGAAGUGCACACAAACAUCUCUGAUCUUUCUGCCACAUGGUAUCCCUAAAGAUAUAUGAAAACAGCAGUCAUGUCCUCCCACUCACAUCCCGAGUUCACUCAAUUGCUCUUCCCAUGAUUGGGUUUUAAGCAAUUAAAACACUGAUUGAGCAAUUAUGGUCUCUUCUGGCUAAGUAAAGUUGUCCAAGUCCCUAUGCAAGUGUAGUACCCAAAACAGACUCUGAUACAGCGCAGGAAGGAGGACCAGCCCCCAGGAGACCGGAUGGUUCUCCUGUUAGUUCCCUUAGAGGUGGAAAUGGCUUCUGGCUCAAACAUUACAGCUGACUCUCAUGCAGCUUAGAGGGAACUAAACCCACCAGGUCUGUCUCACAUGUACUGCCGCUAAACUGCAUCUUCAAACCGGUGAGGUUUUUACACUGAAGUUCAAGACUCUAUGUCCAUUCCCAAUGCACCUUCUGUUGGGUAAAUCCGAGGAAGUGGGGAGGAGAAGGGAACACUUGAAAACAAGACUCACACGAGAACCAACACUAGACUCUUUAUUUUCCUUCUGAAAGGUGUAACCAUAAAGUUGGCUAAUGAAAAUUUAGUGACCCAAAACACUUUUUUUGCUGGGCAUGGACACAGAUUGAAUUUAAGGGCGAUUGGAGAUGCAAACUUCUUUACAGGUAGUCUGACCUGAAAGACUUUCAUGUGAACUAAGUGUCAUCUAAUUUAGAAAAUAAAAACUAGAGUGAAAGGAACUUAGUGGGAGGAGAUGUCCUUCGUCUUCUCUCUGGGGCCUCGGUCUUGCUGUUGGUCAUCUUCUAUACCUGCUCAGGCUCCAGGAGCUGGAGGGGACUGUCUCCCCAGCUCUGCUCAGUUACCCCAAACCUUGAAUGUGGCAGUAAAUCCUUUUCACAUUGAUUUCAGCUACAGACUUUGGACUCUGAGUUGACUAUAUUUUUCAUUCAGGAAUCUUUUAAAGCAUUUUAAAGAGUCUGGGACUAGAAAGGUUUUUUUUUUUUAAUUCCCCAUUACUGAGCAGCAACAGAUCACUAUUUCUAGUUCUGUUUCACAAGGAAAUUUCGUCCACUGUCCUAUUCUAGAGAAUUGCAAAGCAAAUAAGAGGUUAAAUUAUACCUGGAGAAAAGAGCCUUUUCACUGUGAAAUAUUUUCACUGUGAAAUAUUGGAGGGUAUUUACUUAUGGAGAGGAUUUGCACACUGUUACUACAACAGAACAUACCCUUGAGGUUUGAGUCCAUGUUACCAAACUUGUUCCUGAUUUCUUCCCUGCAAGGUCGCUUUUUAAAUCCCUACUUGAUUGAAAAGUGGAACAGGCGAAGAGCACAAAGCUUUCCGCAUGGUAGAGCUGUAUUGUUUGAAAUGAACUACACAGCUUCAUCUGCGUGUAUUCAUUUCUUGUGUGCAAUUGCUGUGAAACGCACAUCCUCCUAAAACAAUGCUCUUUAAAGUUUUGCUAAGCUGUUAUUAUAUUAAAUUUCAUUACAGUAAUCUCUGCCCCAGCCUUCAUCAUUCUAAAUUUUAGAACUUUCGCAACGGGUGAUUUGAAGAGUAGUUUUACAGUGUGGUCUUACAGAAGAUUAGGAAAUGUUCUGAUUCACAUUAUCUCACAGGGAAACCAUCUUUCCACCAGCAGUUAGGACAAUUUCUGAAUGAAAUAUGAGGAAGCAAUGACUUUGAAAACAGCUGUGUCUUUUCCCUGUAAUAAAGACAGUCGUUUUAGAAGGAAAAAAAUGAAGCCUAUGUUAAAAAAAAGAAUCCGAAGACUCAAUUGGGUUUUUUUCAUAAGAUUCAGACAUGGCCAUGAAAGUAGAGAUUUGUUGAGUCAUGAGGGGAUUUUUUUUCUUAAUACAGAAGGAACUGUUGUGUUCAAAUGUCCUUUAUACCAUAGUGGAUCUUUCCAGAUUGUUUGCUGGCAUUUAGUUUGUUUAUCUCCAAUCGUUGUUACAUUAAUCUACAAUGUUUUUGUAAAACAGCCAUUUUCGUUAAUGUUUGAUUUUGUAUGCUAAGAAGUUUCAUAUCUUUUCAUUAAACAUGUAGAAAAAAAGAUAAGUAAUGAAGAUUCACGGUUGAUUAGUAGAAUCUUGUGCCUUUUGUUCUUAACAAUGUUUUAACUGCCCUAAUUUUGGAUUUUUCAUGGAAAAAAAGCAUCAUUUCUCAUUCCAUUAGCUUUAGAAACCACGCGUGCACACUCAAGAACACUCAUUAAGUAAGCAGGAUCAACACAGUUUCUAUCAACUCCCCUAAUCAAUCAGUUAGAACGUGAACUUGGCAGCACAUGUGCCAACCAGGACACAGUUUACUAACUCAGAGGAGCCUGAUGGGCAUCUGUGGCACGUAAGUGCCUUCCUGAGAUUUGGGGCAUGAGAGUGCUGUUUUCAGCUUUAGGAAGGGGGCAUGGAAUAAAGCAAUGAUGUUCUGCAUUCAGAGGGCAUAGUACAAGAAAGGGCUCUUCCUAGCCUGGACGUUCCUCAAGGGUUUUCUUUUAGGUAACUUGAGAACUGUAUACUUUUAAUUUUGAGUCAGAAGAUAGGUCAGUGGCCCAGGUUAUUGAGAGGAACUUGUAGAGUACAUGGCCUUCUCUUAGGGGAUUUCAGGCAACAUUUGAAUACCAGUCAACAUCUCCACUCUUCUCACCUGACACCUAAAAUGGAUACACUUCUUGACUCUGUGCUUAUUAUUAAUGACCCUUGACUCUCACAGUGAAACGAGAGUUACACUUUACAUCCUCAAAUCAACUGGAAUAGCUAAACUUUGACGUUUACCCUCCUCAUCAUAUGUUUUCACAUAACUUUCUGGAAUGUCAUCCACACCUUCCUAAAAAGUGAAGGGCAGGUUAUUUUCAGUAAGAGAUGUUUUUCUUUGGAAUCCAGUGAGAUUCUUAUAAGAGCUGGCUUUAAUUUGCAACAAAGUGACAAUCAGAGGAAAAUUUGCUCAACGUCCCUCCACUAAUUGGACAUUUUUGAUCAGUGAACUGGACUUUAGUUUUCUACUAUUUAAAGGGGAAAGGAUUUGCUAAGUAAAUCAGUAAUCUAAACAAGAUUACAGACAGCCUGUUUAGCCUGCCUAAGAAAACAAAUGAAAAACUACUGUAGUGUUAGUGCCUUUGCAACAUAAUGUGAUCAUUGCAAAUCUCAUUGAUAAAGAAAGGUCCAAUAGGAGUAACUCUAUGCAAGACUUUACCAGAUGUUUUAAAUACUAGUUAAGAAUAUUAAAAAUCAUCUAUUUUAAAUAGUUAAAUGUGAUCACUGUUGGAUGCUCCCCAGUCCCACGAGUGCAUCACUCGUCCCUUGGGAAGCUGUCUGGUCUGCAGGGUGACUUCUAGUUCUCUGCAUUCUGGCAGCACUCAGGUGCUUAAUUCAGUGUAGCCUUACAGGAUGGGAUGUGUAAAGCCACAAGCUUUAUCCUCCCUCCAGCAAAAUUUCUUUUCCUCCAGAGAUCUAAAGAAAGGCUUUGGGAAACAUGCAAAUCUCUGCAACAUCCGCCAUCAGAUUGAAGUCCACCAGGGUUUUUGUUCUUUUUUGUAGUUUGAUCUCUUCACCUUCACUUUUCUGAGUAGUGUACGUGUUAUUAGUCAGAUAUGUCAGAUGAGAAUAGAUAUCUACUGAAUCAUCUUGGAUUGUUGAAUAAUUCCAUCACAGAUCCCAACUUGAAUUUCUUUGCCCUACCCUGAAAAGGACCCUAGGCUGUGAUUGCAGGUGGGCGAGAAUUUCCUUCAGUGAAUCGCUUCCCUGCCAAUCAUGACAAAUUAUACAGCACUUUGGUAAAUAUCUACACGUUACCAUCAGAGAGUAAGCAGAGGUUAGAAAAGCCAGCUUGGAGACAAAACUCCAUCCUUCCUCUAAAUCACUGUGAUUCAGAAAAGCAAUUUAGGCACCAGUCCUGCCCUGGAAACAAAAACUGUGAUUUUUCUCAUCUGUGGGGUGAUUGUUAGGAACCACACAGGGGUGAGAGAACUCAUCUUGAGCCCCUUCAGAGGUGGAGGGAAGGUUUUUUAUUCUAUGUGUUUUGAUAUUAUAUUUGGGUCUUGGAAGAAUCAGGCUGAUCAGUCUUUGUAAGCAGUUUGGGCCAUGGUGAGGGGAACCACAGGUAACCUCACUUGUUCGACCUCCACAACUCCAUUAGAGGUGGGAGUCUCUCUGCCACCAAGGCUCACCGUCAGCAUCCAUCACCUGGUAUUAGAAUUGUCUGAUUAGCUGUCUUGCUCACUAGACGAAGUCCUUGAGAGCAGGCACUCUUCAGCACCUUGCUGCACCCAAGUAACAAAACUUGACCGAAAGCCCAUUGCAUUCAGGGCACAGAGAAGGGCCUCGGAUGACAUAGAACCUCUGCCUUCAAGAAAGCUACAGUCCUUAAAAAGCAAAAUUGAUGCCCUCCAAGAAAAAGAGAUUUGCAAAGCAAGUAAUUGCACAAGUAAGACCUUUCCAAAAAAUGGGGGAUAUGAAAAAGGUUGAUGCUAGGAUUCAAAUAGCAUUUUAGAAUCACCCCAGUAUGAAGCAUCAAGGCCUUAAAACUCCAGGGGUUUGGAGUUUAAAAACCAAAGACUGAGGUUGAAGAGCAAGACCAGCCACUUUCUUGUACCUCAGUUUCCUCAUCUGUAAACUGUGGUUGAUGAUACCUACCUCACAGGGUUGCUAGGAUUAAAUGAGAUGAGACGUGUUAAAGAUGCUACUGUGUAGAUGUUAUUGUUCCAGUUGUUAUGUUCAUCAUGUCAUUCUGUCCUCAUUAGAGCACAGCCUGCAAAGAUUGAGCAGGCCAUCCUUGGUUAGCUUCUCAGUGCCACACAGACACUAUCUAUAUAUUUGCCUAUAUUGCAACUAUUGUGUGUAUUGUGUAGUAUAUAAAUGUGUGUACAUACCUAUUUUCAGUGUAUAUAUUUGUGCAAAAACUUCAGUAUAAUAAAAACUUUA
This is a messenger RNA of Diceros bicornis minor, 11073 nucleotides long. RefSeq names its product dispatched RND transporter family member 1 (gene DISP1). The transcript has 8 exons. Gene Ontology annotation, cellular component: membrane. NCBI's taxonomy places the organism in Eukaryota, Metazoa, Chordata, Mammalia, Perissodactyla, Rhinocerotidae. The record is from RefSeq and is a predicted model, not a curated record. The coding region runs from base 21 to 4688 and encodes 1555 amino acids.